UUGCGGACCCCAACAAUGAUCCAGCCCCACCUGGACAUGAAGCCUUUUCUGCAGUUUCCCAUGGAGACCGCUCCUCCUCCACACAGCAUGAGCCUCUUCCACAACUUCAACGCGAUGGAUCCGGUGCAGAAGGCCGUAAUCAAUCACACCUUUGGAGUUCCACUGGUCAAGACCAAGCGGCCAGUCAUCUCCUGUAACGUCUGCCAGAUCCGCUUCAACUCAGAGAGCCAGGCAGAGGCCCACUACAAAGGAAACCGCCAUGCCAGGAGAGUCAAAGGCAUCGAGACCUCUAAAAGUCGUCCUCAGGACGGGGACAAGCCUCAUACUGUGCCCCCCACCACCUCCCCAUCUCCGCCAGGAGCCCCUGGUACUGCCCCUGACAGUGAGCCCAGCAAACAGGAUGAAACACGGCCUCUGUCACAGUUAAACGGGCCCCUGCUGGCCCCAGGGCCGCUUCCCCCUCUGGCCACCCCGCCUACCCCACCCAUGGACUCCCCUGUACCCUCAGUAUGCCCCCUCCUGCCAACGCCCACUCCUCCCCUGAUCCCCCCUUCCUCCUCCUCCCCAAGCUGCAGCAGUGGCAGCGCCAUCUCAGAGCAGCCUGGAUCUGUACCCCCAGUUUCAGGAGCCACUGGCCCUCAGGCCUCCAGCAGCCCGUCCAAUCCAGAGACAGAGGAGGACAAGGCUAAGAAGUUGCUGUACUGCUCAUUGUGCAAAGUGGCUGUCAAUUCCUUGUCACAACUGGAGGCUCACAACAAAGGUACCAAACACAAAACUAUCUUGGAGGCACGGAGCGGGCUGGGCCCUAUUAAGGCAUAUCCUCGUCUGGGCCCUAAGCCCAGUGGAGAGCAGGGAGGGGGGCCGGUGGACCCUAACACUCAGGAACGAACCUUCCACUGUGAGAUCUGCAAUGUGCGGGUCAACUCUGAACUGCAACUCAAACAGCACAUAUCAAGUCGAAGGCACCGGGACGGUAUGGCAGGCAAGCCUAACCCCCUCCUCAGUCGACACAAGAAGCACAGGGGAGCUGAUCUGACGUCUUCUUUGACCUUCUCAAAGGAUCUCACCAAAGCUUUGGGUGCAGGGCUGUUGCCCAACCCCUUGGCUGUUGCUGCAGCAAUGGCCGCUGCAGCUUCCUCGAACCAGCUGGCUCUCCGUGCAGCAGCUCCUGCGCCCCAUCCACACCAUCACCAUCAUCUAUUGCAAGGCCCGCCUCUCAGCCACGCCAUCCUGAGACCUGCUCCUGGGCCCAUCCGCACCACCCACGGGCCAAUUCUCUUCUCCCCUUACUGACACAUCCCCCUCUGA
Messenger RNA from Scomber japonicus (chub mackerel), 1308 nucleotides. RefSeq names its product zinc finger protein 385A (gene znf385a). Gene Ontology annotation, molecular function: zinc ion binding; nucleic acid binding. NCBI's taxonomy places the organism in Eukaryota, Metazoa, Chordata, Actinopteri, Scombriformes, Scombridae. The record is from RefSeq and is a predicted model, not a curated record. Bases 16 to 1293 code for a protein of 425 amino acids. Gene Ontology annotation, cellular component: nucleus. The transcript has 7 exons.